Messenger RNA from Meloidogyne enterolobii, 2652 nucleotides. The record is from the annotation of a GenBank genome assembly. Lineage: Eukaryota; Metazoa; Nematoda; Chromadorea; Rhabditida; Meloidogynidae.
AUGUUCCAUGCUUCUCUUUUGUUUGGAGCCAAUAGCUCUGUUCGAACAGCUGCUGUUAGGGCUUAUGUUGCCUUUGUUUGUGACAAUGAUGAGGAUACAAAUGUAGUCAAAGCACUUUCUGACCUUAUUCCUGCUGUUGUUAAAGUUUGUCAACAUGUUGUUGAGACUGAAGAUGAUGAUGAUGUUCCUCUUCAAUGCCUUAGCGAUUUGGCUGCUUCAUUGCCCAAAAUUUUAAUUCCUCAUUUUGCGAGUAUUUUUGCUUUGUGUUCAAGCAUUGUUGCUAAUCAAGAAAAAGAUGAAUCGUAUAGACAUAGUAGUUUGGAGGUAAUGGUUUCUAUGUGUGAAAGCGGUAAUUUUAUGAAGAAAAAAGGAGCAAAUUAUCUGCCUGCGCUUAUCCAGCAAUGUCUUCAUUUAAUGACAGAGCUCGAUGACGAUUUAAACGAAUGGAUGGCAAUAGAUGACGCUAAUGAGGAUUUGGAUGAGGAAACUGCUGGAAUUGGUGAGACUUCCCUUGACCGAAUUUCUUGUUCUCUUGGUGGAAAGGCUGUAAUGACACAUGCGUUGCAAUGUAUUAAUGAAUUGCUUGGAAAUGAAAAUUGGAAAUAUCGACAUGCCGGUCUUUGUGCAUUGUCAACAAUUGGCGAAGGUUGCAAAAAACAAAUGGAACCACUUAUACAUGACAUUACAAAUCAAAUGCUCAUUCCAAAAAUGAACGAUCCACAUCCUCGUGUACGGUAUGCUGCAUGCAAUGCGAUAGGUCAAAUGUGUACAGAUUUUGAACCGACUAUUCAGAAAAAAUGUCAUGAAACGAUUGUACCAGCUCUUUUGACUGCAAUGUCCGAUUUAAACACUCCACGUGUUGCUGCACACGCUGCUGCAGCAAUGGUUAAUUUUUGUGAAGAAUGCCCAAAGGCUAUCAUUAAUAUUUAUCUUCAAUCGUUGAUGGUUAAAAUUCAAACAGUUCUUCAACAGACUCUUCAACAAAUGUUAACAACUGGGAAAAAAUUGGUUUUAGAGCAGAUAAUCACAACGAUUGCUUCAAUUGCUGAUGCAGCACAAGAUCAUUUUGCUGCAUUUUACAAUGAGCUAAUGCCUCCUCUAAAAUACAUUUUUGAGAACUCAAAGGGCGACAAUUGUAAAAUGUUGCGUGGUAGAACAAUUGAAUGUAUAUCUUUAAUUGGACUUGCAGUUGGAAAGGAUUUAUUUGGAGCCGAUGCUGACCAAAUAAUUUAUUUUAUAAGUGCUUGGGCAAGAAUUUGUAAAGUUCUUGGACCUGGUUUUGCUAAAUAUUUGGACUUAAUUAUGCCUUCCGUUCUUUUGGCCGCUGAUUUUAAACCUGAAGUAACUAUUGUGGAUGGAGAAGGAGAUGAAGAAGAUAAUGAAGAAUGGAAUUAUCUUCCUAUUGGUGCUAAUCGCUCAUUAGGUAUUCGAACAGCUGGAUUGGAAGAUAAAGUUACUGCUUGUGAAAUGAUUGUUUGUUUUGCACGUGAACUCAAAGAAGGUUUUGCACCUUAUGCUGAACGUGUUAUGGGGAUGAUGAUACAAUUGCUCAGAUUUGUUUUUCAUGAAGGCGUGAGACAGGCGGCAGCAGAAUGCCUUCCUUUCUUAUUGAUUAGCUCGAGAAUAUAUGGCGAGGAAUAUUUACGACGCUCAUGGGAGACUGUCUUUAAUGCUUACAAAGAUGCCAAUAAAAAAGAAAAUGAAAACGAAGUUAUUUGUGAAAUACUUAAUGGUAUUGCCGAAUGUGUUGAACAUUUUGGCGAAACUUCAAUUAUUACUGCUCAAGACAUUGAACAAAUUUAUGAACUUGUUCUCUUUCGAUUGGAAUAUCUUACAAAGAGGCGUAUAGAAAGAGAAGCAGAUCGCAAGGAUGAUGAAGAUAUUGAUGAUGAAGAUGAACAAGAAUCCUUAAAUGAAACAAAAAAAGAAGCAAAUGUUCCAUUUUUUGAUAAAAUGGCGAUUCAUUUUGCAUCACUUUUGGAUCCUCGAAGGCCUUAUCAGGAUAGACAAUGGGCAAUUUGUAUUUUCGAUGAUUUGAUUGAGUUUGGUGGCCCUUCAAGUUUACAAUAUCAACAUCUUUUCUUGCAGCCAUUAGUUAAUGCAUUGAGUGAGAAACAUUCUGAAGUACGUCAAGCUGCUGCUUAUGGUUGUGGAAUAAUGGCAUUAAAAGGCGGCCAGCAUUGUACUCAACUUAUCCAGCCAUUAAUUGUAUCGAUUGAAAGAUCUGAUGCUCGUAGUACAGAAGAAAGUUCGGCGGCAACAGAAAAUUCGAUCAGCGCUAUUGCCAAAAUAUUAAAAUACAAUUCAGCCGGAUUAAAUGUUCAUGAAUUUGUGCCUCGUUUCGUUAGUUGGUUACCUGUUUGGAAUGAUCAUGAAGAAGUUCCAUACGUCUAUGACUAUUUUUGUGAUUUAGUUGAGUCACAACAUCCUGCACUUCAAGGAGAUCCAUCACGAAUUUUUCAGAUUAUUCUGCAUACUUUCUCUCAUGGAGCUUUUGAUGGUGAAUCAUCAGAAUUAUUGGAAAAUACAAAGGCCAGAAUGAAAUCUAUUAUGAAACAUAUUCAAAUGAAUGAACAACUCUUCAACCAAAUUCUUACUUCACUCCAUCUGAACAGCCAUCAGAACGCGGUGCUUCAACAAAUUUUGACGUGA